Oenanthe melanoleuca is the source of this 894-nucleotide messenger RNA. Its product is annotated as basic proline-rich protein-like. Bases 82 to 873 code for a protein of 263 amino acids. The record is from RefSeq and is a predicted model, not a curated record. NCBI's taxonomy places the organism in Eukaryota, Metazoa, Chordata, Aves, Passeriformes, Muscicapidae. The transcript is spliced from 5 exons.
AGAACUUGGCCCCCAGAGCUGCCAGAGCAGCCCUGUGACACAACCCUUGGAAAUGGCCACGAGGGGAUUUUGCCCUCAGCCAUGGCCAGGUGCCGCCCCUACAGCUUCCUGUUCUCCCUGAACCCCCCAGAGCAAAUUGACAGAGGAGCCAACAGCAGCUGGGGUGUGCCAGAUGUACUUUACGAUCCUCAAGACUUGAACAAUUUUUUGCCUAGAUCCAGAACGGUGUGGCAGCCCCUGCUGAGCGCUGAUCCCGCCCAGCCCGUGGUGGCCCAGCCCGCGGGUUGCCCGGGGCCACCUGGGGACCUGCUGCAGCAGUGCCUGCGAGCAGCGGGCAUCACGGAGCAGCUGCUGGAGGCCGAGGCCAAGCGGGACCCGGGCAGCCCCCCGCCCCCCGAGGCUGCCCCCGCUGCCCCCCAGCCAGCCCCGGGCCAGCAGCCGCUGCUCGCCCAGCCCUUGGUGCAGCCCCUGGGACCCUUCCCCAGCCUCCCGCUGGUGGGGCCAGCCCAGCUCGGGGGACAGCAGGUGACAGCCACCGCCCUGCCGCUGCCGCAGCUCCUGGUCCUGCAGCAGGUGCCGCAGAGGAUCAUCCUGCAGGUGAAGCAGCCGGGCCCCCCCACGCUGGCCCUGCUGCCCAGCCCAGCCCCCUGUGUCCUGGGGAGCGGCCAGGGCCCGGGGCCACCCGCCCACGAAGCCGGUGGCCACCCCCAUCCCGUCACCCUGUCGCCCUGCGGGCAGCGCCCCCCAGCAGCAGCAGCGGCCCAGCCCUGCGGCAUCCCCACGGCCAAGGCUGUGGGGAUCGAGCUGUGGCACGGGGAAAGCUUCUGGGGCCCCAACUGGGGCAAACUGGACUCGUUCAUUUCCUAUUUCUAGUAAAAAUCUCGGAGGAAAGCG